AUGAUAUGUUGGUACUUCUGAUUUUUAAGUCAUAUACUUUACAAAUAUACACAUUUGGAGGUAAACUAUUCCUUGUCUUAAAUAUUGAAUUUGCAAAGGAUUAACACAUAAUUAUAUUACGUUUUUGGAUCUUAAAAAAAAAAGAAAAAGAAAUAUAUAAAACUAUAUAGUUUACAUUGGACAAACUGAAUGGUUUCACUUUGAAUAAAAAAGAGGAUAAAAGAGCGAAUCUUUAAUAUGAUGACAGAAAAAAUUAACUCAAAUCAUGGAAAUAUGGUUAACAAUAAAAGUUUACAAUACGCGAAGGAAGAAAACCAAUUAGUUAUCGGAGAUGAUAUGGGCUGGAAGUCCAAACUUAAAAUUCCACCAAAAGAUAAUCGGUUUAAAACAAGUGAUGUAACUGAUACCCGUGGAAACGAAUUCGAAGAAUUCUGUUUAAAAAGGAAACUCCUGAUGGGAAUAUUUGAGAAAGGUUGGGAACGACCUUCGCCGAUUCAGGAAGCUGCAAUUCCCAUAGCUUUAAGUGGAAAAGACGUUUUAGCUCGAGCGAAAAACGGUACUGGUAAAACUGGGGCAUAUUGUAUUCCCGUUCUAGAGCAGAUAGAUCCUACUAAAGAUUGGAUACAAGCUUUAAUAAUGGUUCCGACGAGGGAACUGGCAUUGCAAACAUCUCAAAUAUGCAUUGAGUUGGCUAAACAUCUAGAUAUUAGAGUAAUGGUUACAACCGGUGGAACGGUUUUAAAAGACGACAUACUCCGUUUAUAUCAAAAAGUUCAACUUAUAAUCGCUACUCCAGGUCGAAUUCUCGAUUUGAUGGAUAAAAAGGUUGCGGAUAUGUCACAUUGCAAAAUCCUUGUUUUAGAUGAAGCCGAUAAACUUUUAUCACUUGAUUUCCAAGGCAUGCUGGAUCAUGUUAUUUUAAAAUUGCCGAAGGAUCCUCAGAUUCUUUUGUUUUCGGCGACAUUUCCUUUGACUGUUAAAAAUUUUAUGGAAAAACACUUGCGUGAGCCUUAUGAAAUCAAUUUAAUGGAGGAGUUAACUUUAAAGGGCGUUACUCAAUAUUAUGCAUUUGUCCAGGAGCGUCAAAAAGUUCAUUGCUUGAAUACUUUAUUCUCAAAGCUACAAAUAAAUCAAUCGAUCAUAUUCUGCAAUUCGACACAGCGCGUUGAGUUGCUGGCAAAGAAAAUCACUGAACUCGGCUAUUGUUGUUACUAUAUACAUGCGAAAAUGGCUCAAGGGCAUAGAAAUCGGGUAUUCCACGAUUUCAGGCAAGGAUUAUGUAGAAAUCUUGUGUGUUCAGAUCUAUUUACUCGAGGAAUAGACGUUCAAGCUGUGAAUGUAGUUAUCAAUUUCGAUUUUCCCAGGAUGGCUGAAACAUAUCUACAUCGCAUAGGGCGUUCAGGACGAUUUGGUCAUUUAGGUAUUGCUAUCAAUUUGAUAACAUAUGAGGAUCGAUUUGAUUUGCAUCGAAUUGAAAAAGAACUCGGAACUGAAAUUAAGCCAAUACCUAAAGUAAUUGAUCCAGCAUUGUAUGUUGCUAAUGUAGCUGUAAAUUCUGGCGAAUCUAGCGGUAACGAUUUCAAUAAUUCGUCUAACGAAGAAGGAAACGUUAGCAAAUAAUGUGCUAUUAUAAAUGGGAAACAUUUUAAAGCUGCAUACAUACAUACUUCUAAAUUGAAAAAAUUAUUGAAUUUAUUUUUCCCUUUGAAUUUUCAUUUUCGUACGAG
Molecule: messenger RNA, 1727 nt
Organism: Glossina fuscipes
Lineage: Eukaryota; Metazoa; Arthropoda; Insecta; Diptera; Glossinidae
Gene: me31B
Product: ATP-dependent RNA helicase me31b
Exons: 6
Coding region: 238-1620 (460 amino acids)
Biological process (GO): cytoplasmic stress granule assembly; P-body assembly
Cellular component (GO): cytoplasmic stress granule; P-body
Molecular function (GO): ATP binding; RNA helicase activity; mRNA binding
Source: RefSeq, a predicted model, not a curated record